AUGGUGGCUGGGCCUCGGGCACUGAAAAUGGGGAAUCAUGUGAGCCACAAUCUGAAGCACGCUUUGCACCACGAAAACCACUCGAAAUCGUCGAACAAGAAGCACGAGCCGCCCCACAACAAGAAGAAGCAGCAGACUCUCGGCAUUCUCGCUUUCGAGGUCGCCAACGUCAUGUCCAAGAUUAUUCACCUCCACAGGUCCCUGUCCGAAAACGAGAUCCUCGGCCUGAAAAACGACAUCUUGAGCUCAGAGGGCGUCAAAACCCUCGUCUCCGGUGACGAAAAACAGCUCCUGGAGCUCGCCCUCGAGGAAAAGCUUGAUGAUUUGAACGCUGCUGCUAGUGUAGUUUCAAGAUUAGGCAAAAAAUGCACUUUACCUGCCCUGCAGGGCUUUGAGCAUGUUUAUGGGGAUAUAAUGUCUGGGGCUAUUGAUACUAAGGAGCUCACUUUCUUGGUUAAGGACAUGGACAGCAUGGUCCGGAAAAUGGAGAGGCUCGUGAACUCGACCGCUAAUUUGUACUCGGAAAUGGAGGUUAUGAACGAGCUGGAGUCCGCCACCAGGAAGUUUCUGCACAACCAUCAUGAGGAGAGCCGGAAGGCCUUCGAGCAGAAGCUGACGUGGCAAAAGCAGGAUGUGGGCCACUUGAAGGAUGUUUCCCUGUGGGGCCAGACGUACGAUAAGGUCGUCGAGCUUUUGGCCCGAACUGUGUGUACGGUGUAUGUGCGAAUUCACUGCGUGUUUGGAGAUUUCCACUCGGGAGGUGAUAUUUGUAGUGCCUCGGUUUGUAAGUCGCAGGUCGGUUUUAGCGGUAGCUUUAGACGGGCGAAGUUGGAUCCGAUGCCGAAAUCUGGACACCUUAAUAUGGCGUCCAAUGUUAGCAAAGACGCUGGUAAUUUGAAGAAACCGGUUUCAUAUUCAUCCAAGAAUAACAAUAAUAAUGGUCAUCAACGCAGAGGUGCAGUUUCGGAGUUUCCCAAAAAUUUAGGGGUUCCCUUGCGUGCGGAACAUUUAGGCCCGGCGUGUUGCUCGGUCCCGGGGAGGAUGUUCUUGGAGUGCUUGAGUUUAAAUCAUUCCAUUUCAAAAGUGGAUUAUGAUGAUGAUGAUGAUGAUGAUGGUGAUGAUGAUCAUGCUACUUGCCAUGGUGAAAGCAGCCGUAUUUCGGGCUUUUUGAGUGCAACCAGUGGCAUGACGACCGGGCUUUCGGGUUUGCUUCUCCAUGCUACCAGUCGGGACCACCCCACCAGGGACAGUUUGGUCAAUUCCUCAAAAUUCGGGCCCAAAGGACGGCUGAUGGGCCACGCAGCCCCAAGUUCAGUCGGGGGCUCGGCCCUUGCCUUGCACUACGCCAACAUAAUCAUUGUUCUCGAGAAAUUCCUAAAAUACCCCCACCUUGUCGGGGACGAGGCCCGUGACGAUCUUUACCGGAUGCUUCCCACGAGCCUGAGAAGGGCAGUGAAGGUGAGCUUGAAGAGCUACUCAAAAGAAGUUGCAAUUUACGAUGGGCAUAUCGCACACGGGUGGCGGGAGAGGCUCGAAAGGACGCUCGGGUGGCUGGGCGUUCUCGCCCAUAACACGAUGAGGUGGCAGAGCGAACGUAAUCUCGAGCAGCAGCAGAUCGUGAAGCGGACGAACGUGCUUCUUGUCCAAACGUUGUAUUUUGCAGAUCGGGAGAAAACCGAGGGGGUUAUUUGUGAGGUGCUCGUGGGGUUGAAUUAUAUAUGUAGGUACGAGCAGCAGCAGAACGCGUUGGCGGAUGGGGGCAGUAGCUUCGAUUUUGAGGAGUGUAUGGAGUGGCAAAUGCAGUUCAGGGGUUCGUAUGAUUCUUGA
Molecule: messenger RNA, 1827 nt
Organism: Striga hermonthica
Lineage: Eukaryota; Viridiplantae; Streptophyta; Magnoliopsida; Lamiales; Orobanchaceae
Source: the annotation of a GenBank genome assembly